AUGUCUGUCGAGCUGACACCGCUUCGCGCCAUGCUCGAUAGCAUUCACGACGACUUGCCUACCCAACGCGAUCACAACGCUUAUGUACUGGGAGAAUUGGGGAAACACAAUGUGGUGAUUGCGGUUUUGCCCUGCAUUGGAAACAAUGUUUCGGGAGUUGCUGCAAACCAGAUGUUGCACGACUUCCCAUCAAUUCGAUUUGUCUUAUUGGUGGGAAUCGGCGGAGGUGUCCCUGGGAAUCAAGAGACGGAAGAUAUUCGACUAGGGGAUGUUGUGGUCAGCCAGCCAACUGAUACAACGGGAGGUGUAAUUCAAUUCGACAGGGGUAAACGUCAUUGCGGUGCCUAUUUUGAGCGGACAGGCUGUCUGAACAAGCCUCCAGCCUUUCUGAGCGCAACAGUCGAGAAGCUGAAGGCACAGCAUCGGCAAGAAGGAAAUCAGAUGGGAAAGUUCGUGUCGGACAUGCUCAAGCGAAAUCGGAACCUAUGCGGAAAGUAUAGGUUUCCUGGACGAGAGCGAGAUCAGCUCUUUGAGUCUGAGUACGAACAUGCGGGAGCCGAAACAUGCCAGAAUUGCGACGCCACAAGAGUAAAACGACGUGAGGACCGUGCGGAAGAUCAACCCAGAGUGCAUUACGGCACGAUUGGUUCUUCGAGCUCUGUCAUCAAGGACGCCAUGGAGCGCGACAAACUGAAACAAAAGUAUAAGAUACUUUGUAUUGAGAUGGAGGCUGCUGGGCUAAUGGAUGCCUUUCCGUGCCUCGUCAUCCGAGGUAUCUGCGACUAUGCCGAUUCGCAUAAGAACAAGGAAUGGCAACCAUAUGCUGCCGCUGCCGCUGCAGCGUACGCAAAGGAGCUGCUUCUAGCCAUUCCUGCACAAAUGCCGCCGAUCCCUCCUGUCCUCUACACACCCUCUCCAGCAAACCACGGCGAUGCCGAGCCUAAUCCCAGAAAUGAUGAUACAACACUCGAUAAGCAGAGCAGAUAUCAAAGGCUUCUUCAAUGGUUGACUUUUGUGCGGAUGGAUGCACGUCUUCGCAACAUCACCGACGCUUUGCCGCAGACAUGUAAGUGGCUUUUCAAAGAGGAGAAAUUCAAGAUGUGGAUUGAGCGUAUCGAGAUCGAAGACCACCUUGGGUUUCUCUGGAUCAAAGGAAAGCCCGGGUCUGGCAAAUCGACAAUAAUGAAAGAGGCUCUCAAAACAGUAAAACGAAGCCAUCCCGAAGAAAUUAUUGUCUCUUAUUUCUUCAACGCACGAGCACCAGGCCAUUUGGAGAAGUCAAGUGUUGGCAUGUAUCGCUCACUGGUCCAUCAGAUUCUUCAAUCUUGUCCCCAUUUUCGAGGCCAUUUCACCGAAAUGUUUACAGCAAAAGAUCGAGAGGGCGUCAUUGACGACUGGACCCCUGCAGAACUACAAGGAUUCUUAAACGACGUUGUGGAGAACUUAGAGAACCGCUCUCUCAAUAUAUUCAUAGAUGCUCUCGACGAAGGGGAUGAGAACGACGUGCGUUUGCUUAUCGCUUUUCUAGAAGAUCUAAGUGUGAGGGCAGCCACAUCCGGCACAUCGGUGAGGAUAUGUCUCUCCAGCCGCCAUUACCCGUACAUUAGCAUCCGGAAAGGACUUUCCCUCGUCAUGGAGGACCAAGACGGACACGGAAAUGACAUUAAGACAUAUAUAAGACGCAAGCUCAUUGGCGACGAAGAUCCCGAGUACGAAACACUGAGAGACAAAGUAUACCGAAAAUCAUCCCGGGUGUUCUUAUGGGUUUUCCUGGUCAUACCAAUACUCAAUCAAUUGUACGGACGCGGUCAGCCUGAAGCGAUGGAGAGACGUCUUGAAGAGAUCCCAGAUGAUUUAGAUGAUCUUUUCGCCCAAAUUCUGGCGAAGAAUUCCGAGAAUAUCGACUCAUCUAUUUUGCUCCUACAAUGGGUUCUUUUCUCGAAGCGGCCGCUGAGUCCGCCAGAACUGUAUCUUGCGGUUCAGUCAGGAAUAGAUCCCUCAGUCAUCGAAGGGACUUGCAGUUUGCCAAAGGAAAUGUUGGAACGGUACCUUCUCAAUUGCUCUCGUGGACUCACGGAAGUCACGAGGACAAACCCACCUUUGGUACAGUUUAUCCAUGAGACGGUUCGAAACUUUCUCAUUCAAGGGAAUGGCCUGGCAAAGGUCGACCAGAGGCUGGCCGGAAACGUCGAAGGGAUCAGCCAUGAACGACUCUAUACAGCUUGUUUACGAUUUUUCGAUCGCUGUCUGUCAUUAAAUCAGAACAACCAGCUUAGCGGCGUUCCAGAACGCAUAUUUCGGCCAGGAGAUGCUCAAUGGAAUUUCCGUUUCUCAGAUUAUGCGGUCAACUUCCUGUUUUGGCACGCCGAAAUCUCUGAAGCCAGUGGAAUCCCACACCGAGAAUUUCUGAGACGAUUUCAAGGCAAUGAUUCUACUGACCUUCAGGAGUGGAUCCAAUAUCGCAACUCUUUCCAGCGUUAUCAAGUACGUAACUAUACUCCGACAGCGAAUCUGAUAUACAUUCUGGCUGAGCAGGGCUUCGCCAAUCUUGCAAAAGUGUUGAUCGAUGACAAGGUUAAUGUCAACGCUCGUGGGGAACGUUACGGGAACGCACUACAAGCAGCCUGUGCCGGAGGCCACAAGCAGAUGGCACAACUUCUUAUUGACAGCGGAGCGAGCAUCGACGCUAUCGGUGGGGAACAUCGUCAUGCACUUUGUGCAGCGAUACAUCACAAGCAUGAAUCUAUCAUGGAAUUACUGCUAGGCACUGGCAUACUACCACCUGUUGAGACUCUUGAAAAACGACUUUUCAUAUCAAUUGCUCGUGGGUAUGUAUACGGAGCGGAAACCCUCCUCAGAGCUGGCGUCUCGACGAGAUGUACAAACAACCGCGGCGAAUCACCUCUCUACCUGGCAGCGCAAAAGAAUAAGCUCGCGGUAGUCGAUCUUCUCAUACAGAAGGGUGCCGAUAUCAAUGCCCAAGGUGGCCACUCUGGUAAUGCACUACAGGCGGCAAUAGCUUGUGGCCACGAGCAGGUGGCGCGGCUACUGAUUGAGAAGGGUGCCGAUGUCAAUGCCCAAGGUGGCUACUAUGGUAAUGCACUACAGGCGGCAUCAGCUGGGGGCCACGAGCAGGUGGCGCGGCUACUGAUUGAGAAGGGUGCCGAUGUCAAUACUCAAGGUGGCUUCUAUGGUGAUGCACUACAGGCGGCAAUAGCUCGUGGCCACGAGCAGAUGGCGCGGCUACUGAUUGAGAAUGGCGCAAAUACUGAGAAGUCGGCCACCUCUGUUUAG
Messenger RNA from Fonsecaea erecta, 3294 nucleotides. RefSeq lists its product as hypothetical. The coding region runs from base 1 to 3294 and encodes 1097 amino acids. The transcript is spliced from 3 exons. Gene Ontology annotation, biological process: nucleoside metabolic process. The record is from RefSeq and is a predicted model, not a curated record. Gene Ontology annotation, molecular function: protein binding; catalytic activity. Lineage: Eukaryota; Fungi; Ascomycota; Eurotiomycetes; Chaetothyriales; Herpotrichiellaceae.